AUGCUCACCUGUUGGCGAACGAUUGCAGAGGAUCGGCCUAGAUUUGGUCAACUGGCCACAAAGUUGGAAGCCUUAGGUGGUACAGAUGGUCAACAACAUAUCAUCCUGAAAGCAGGAUUGGCGCCGGAUAGACGGCUAAAAGACGAGGCGGGUAAAGAUUGCAGAGGCAAUAAGACCAACACAGACGGUCAUCAUCUGCUCUUUUCUUCCUCUUCUUUUCCCCAGUCUCCUUCUCCACCUCUUCAUCUUCCUCAUACUCAUUCCUCUUCUCAUUUAUUGUUUCCUGAUCCCGACAUUUUACCUUCUUUUUCUUCUCCCUUUCCUUCUCCCCCGCCUUUCUCUCCUUGUCAUUCUGAACCUACGUCUUCCGCUGCCUUUUCGCCAAGCGAUUCCCCACCCUCUUCUUUUUCUUCUUCUUCUUCUUCUCCUCCUUCACCCAAUGCUCCUUUACUGUUCUCUUCUAAUUCUUCGUCUUUGAUAGAAGAAGAAGAAGAAAGAAGAAGAAGAAGAAGAAGAAGAAGAAGAAUCUAUCCAUAUCUCUCUUUCUCUCUCUCUCUCUUGGUGUAUGUCCGUAUAUUUUUCACUGUUUCUGCCCGCACUUCUCGUUAUGUCUAUAAAUAUAUCCCUCUCUCUGUAAUUCCUAAUCACUUUCUCUCUCUCUCUAACUGUAUAUCAUUCUCUGUUUCUGUCCGUAUCUACCUCUGUAUUUCCUUAUCCCCCUCUCUCUCUUUGCAUCAUUCUGUAUUUCUUUCUCACGCAUCUGCUGCGAACGCAUAUCAAUACAUAUUAGUGCAAACCAGUAUUUCUUUCUUUCUUUCUUUCUUUCUUUCUUUCUUUCUUUCUUUCUUUCUUUCUUUCAAUCAGAUCCCUCUCUUCCUCUCUCUCUCUCUUUCUCUCUCUCUCUCUUUCUCUCUCUUCCUCUCGCUCUUUUUUCUCUCUCUUUCUUUCUUUCUUUCUCUCUCUCUCUCUCUCUAUAUAUAUAUAUAUAUAUUUCUUCUUCCUUUUCCUCCUCCUCCCAUUCUUCUUCUUCUUCCUUUUUUUCUUCCUUCUCCUCCUCCUUACUUCUCUUUCUUCUUUCUUCUCCUCCUUACUUCUCCUCUUUCUUCCUUCUCCUCCUCCUUCUUACUGCCCCUCCUCUCCUUUCUUUUCCUUUUCUUCCUUCUGCUUCAUCUUUUUCUUCUUACCAUUUUUCUUCAUCCUGCUUUUUCUUUCUCCUCCUUCGCCUUCUUCCUUCUUUUACGUCUUUCUUCUUCUUCUUCUUCUUCUUCUUCUUCUUCUUCUUCUUCUUCUUCUUCUUCUUCUUCUUCUUCCCGCCUUUACACGAGAAACCAAGAACACAAGUCAAUAAACAAGCAAACAAAUGAAGCAUCGUUUAUGAUAAUUUUUCCGCGGGAAACGUUCGUGAGUUGGGUUGGGAGUAUCUGUUCGGGGGCAGGAGGGAGGAGGUUACGGCGCGAGGAUGUCUGA
This is a messenger RNA of Acanthosepion pharaonis, 1467 nucleotides long. The record is from the annotation of a GenBank genome assembly. NCBI's taxonomy places the organism in Eukaryota, Metazoa, Mollusca, Cephalopoda, Sepiida, Sepiidae.